GUAAAGAUCGGCCUUGGACUGUGCAGCAUUACGAUCGGAGUGUUUUUAUUUUGUGCCAAAAUUUGCUAAUUUGCCACAUAAAUUAUAAUAAGAUGUAUUCGUUAAUAAGAAAUUUAAGAAACGUAAGAUGUUAUUCGGCAAAAGCUGCACCCACAAUACGGCCGAUCAAUAAAAUCCUUAUUGCCAAUCGUGGUGAGAUUGCCUGCCGUGUUAUAAAAACUGCACGCAAAUUAGGUGUACGCACAGUGGCCGUAUACUCUGAUCCCGAUGAGAAAUCUUUGCAUACCCAAUAUGCUGAUGAAGCAUAUCGUGUGGGCGAGGCUGCUUCGGCUUCCUCAUAUCUGCGUGCUGAUCGUAUUAUAGAAAUUGCCAAGAAGGCCGGUUGUCAAGCCAUACAUCCCGGUUAUGGUUUCCUCUCUGAGUCGGUGGAAUUUGCUGAGUUGUGUCAAAAGGAAGGUGUGGUUUUCAUGGGACCACCUAGUUCGGCCAUACGUGAUAUGGGUAUUAAGAGCACCAGUAAACAUAUAAUGGAUGCCGCUGGGGUGCCCAUCAUCAAUGGUUACCAUGGUGAAGAUCAAACCGACGAACGUCUGCAGCAAGAAGCCCAAAAAAUUGGAUUCCCCCUAAUGAUUAAAGCGGUACGUGGAGGUGGUGGCAAAGGUAUGCGUAUUGCAGAAAAGCCAGAAGAUUUUAUGGAUGCUUUGAAUUCGGCUCGUACUGAGUCACAGAAAUCAUUUGGUGAUAGUUCAGUGCUGCUGGAACGUUAUGUGCGUUCACCACGCCAUGUGGAAGUGCAAGUGUUUGCCGAUCAAUAUGGCAAUGCUGUGUAUUUGUGGGAAAGAGAUUGCUCGGUGCAGCGACGUCAUCAGAAGAUUAUUGAGGAGGCACCAGCACCUGGCUUGUCCGAAGAACUUCGUCGUGAAUUGGGUGAGGCUGCAGUUCGUGCCGCCAAGGCUGUGGGCUAUGUUGGUGCUGGCACCGUCGAAUUCAUUAUGGAUAAAGAGGAUUUGAGCUUCCAUUUCAUGGAAAUGAAUACACGUCUGCAAGUGGAGCAUCCAAUUUCCGAAAUGAUUACUGGCACUGAUUUAGUCGAAUGGCAAAUACGCAUUGCUGCCGGUGAGCCUUUGCCUGUAACACAAGAGCAGGUAAUCCGCAAGGGCCAUGCAUUCGAAGCUCGUAUUUAUGCUGAAAAUCCUCGUGGUGGAUUCCUACCCGGCGCUGGUCCUCUGCGUUAUUUGGCCACGCCGGAACCCAAUGACUUGGUGCGCGUUGAAACCGGCGUCAGAGAAGGCGAUGAGGUGUCUGUUCACUAUGAUCCCAUGAUCGCAAAACUUGUUGUAUGGGGUGAAAAUCGUGCACAGGCUCUCAACAGUUUAAUAGCACGUCUUAGCGAAUAUCAUAUCACUGGCCUUGAGACCAACAUCAACUUCCUUAUUGACUUGGCCUCACAUCCCGAAUUCCAAGCGGCAAAUGUUCACACUGGCUUCAUUGAUCAACAUUUCAAUACCUUAUUCCCUCCCAUCGAAAUCAAAGAUGAUGAUCUAUGCAAAGCUGCUCUCUCUUUGGUAUUCAAUGAGCUGCAAGCCUCACAAACAAACAGCUUGCAAUACAAUGAUCCUUUUGCUGCCUCGCCAAAUUUACGUCUAAACUAUGACCUUAUACGUCAUUAUCAUCUCAAGGCCAAUGAGAAAACCUAUCAAAUAAAUGUAAAAUACAACAGUGAAUGCAUUCAAAUCCAAAUCGAUAAUGGCCAAUGGCAUUCCGUCAAGGCUGAUCGCAUCUUUGAUGGAGAACGUUUGAAGAUACGCUCGAACAUUGCCAACAACAUUUCCACCUAUAACGCUCACAUAGACGAAUCGGAGGUUACCAUAUUUUUGGAUAAUGGCAAGAUUGCUUUUGAGUUGGUGCAGCCCAAAUUCCUUGAAACUGCUGUUGAUCAGUCGGGCAGUGCUGGCUCUAAAGUUAUUGCUCCAAUGCCUGGUGUUUUGGAGAAGGUAUUAGUGAAACCUGGCGACAGCGUUAAAAAGGGUGACAAUUUGGCUGUCUUGAUUGCCAUGAAAAUGGAGCAUAUCCUUAAGGCACCCAAAGAUGCUGUUAUUAAAUCCAUUGGUGGCACAGAGGGUUCAAAUGUUGCCAAGGGUGCUGCCGUUAUAACCUUCGAAGAGGAAGAGGAGAAGUAAUGUAUUUUAUAAAGAACACAUUAACAAUAAGAAUAUCCAUGUACCAAGUACCAGAGCAAAUAUUGCAUUUAUUUUCUUUUUUUAACAUUUAAACCUUUACAUAUCAUUUGUUUAUGUAGUAGCGUUGCAUUUAUUUUCUAUUAUUGUUAUCCUUUAAAAAGUUUUAAAAAAUGUUAUCAUUGUCAAUCGUAAAUUAUAUAUGAAGAAUAAAAAAAUGACGCAAUUGUGAAUAGAUUUUACAAAA
This is a messenger RNA of Stomoxys calcitrans (stable fly), 2424 nucleotides long. RefSeq names its product methylcrotonoyl-CoA carboxylase subunit alpha, mitochondrial (gene Mccc1). The transcript is spliced from 4 exons. The record is from RefSeq and is a predicted model, not a curated record. Gene Ontology annotation, molecular function: methylcrotonoyl-CoA carboxylase activity; ATP binding; metal ion binding. NCBI's taxonomy places the organism in Eukaryota, Metazoa, Arthropoda, Insecta, Diptera, Muscidae. Gene Ontology annotation, cellular component: mitochondrion. Bases 93 to 2180 code for a protein of 695 amino acids.